CAUAAUUGCUUUAGUUUCAAUAAUGUUGAGUUUCCUCGUCAAAGGUUUUAUCCUUAAUCCGAUAGUUUACUUCUUCGGCAUAUUUGGCUGUUUCGCUAGUGUCAUAUUUGUUGCCGAUCGAUCAAUCAUUUCACGAAUGAUUCACAAAGACGAGAUUGGGCAAAAUUCUAUUGAAUCAUAAAUUUAAUUACUUUAUUAAUACUACAAUAAUCUCAUUGAGAUUACCUGGAAAAGCUGAGCAUACAGCAUUCCAUAUAAAAUGAAUCUAGUUCAUUUGAAUCAGGUUUAAUUAAUCGCCUAGUAUCGAGCAGAAUAGAUUUGUUUAUUAUUGAAAAACUUUUAGAGCGUCUAUUAAUUAAUAUAUUCACAGUAAAUUUUUUCUAGUCAUCAAUCGAAAUGUCUUUGAUCUCAUUACUUUCCAACAAUUUCAUUUCAUCUCAACUUAUUUAUAACAUAGCAACUGGACUCAUCGCAUUUUGGUGUGUUACUUAUUUGAUACCAACAAUCAAACGUUUAUUCACCUUACCACCUGGACCAUGGGAUUUGCCUUUUGUAGGCUACUUGCCUUUUUUGCAGAAAAACAAUGAAUAUAAAGUUCUUGACCGAUUAGCAAAAAAAUAUGGACCAGUUUAUAGUUUGGGUUUGGGUAAAGAUACUGUUAUUGUUGUUAAUGAUUGCGAUCAUGCUAAAGAAGUGCUUAAAAAUGAUGAUUUACUUUAUCGACCAGAAAGUUUUGCGAAAAAUAAUUAUGUGGUAUCCAUAAUUGAAAUGUCUGGUUCACCAUGGCGGGUUCAUAGACAAAACACUGUACACCUUCUUCGUGAUCUUGGUCUUGGUAAAUCAUCUUUCGAUGAUAAAAUUAUUGAAGAGAUUCAACAAUUCUUGCCUAAACUGGAGAAAGGUCCCGUUGAAAAUGUGUCCAAUACCUUUCUAUCGACGAUUACAAACAAUAUAUCUUUCUUGUUGCUUGGUCAUGGAUUUGAGGAUGAUGAUCCUGUGAAACAGACCCUUGUUGAUGGUUUUAUGAUUGGUUCAAAAAUUGGAUCUCAGUUUAGUUUUUUUUCAUCAGGAUUGCCGCCAAAGAUUAACAGACUGCUGAUGAAGCCGACUGACUUGAAAAUUGAACCAGCUAAUUAUGAAGUAAUAAAAGCUAUUCCCAAGUACAUGCAAAAUGAGAUUGAUCAACAUAAGAAGAAGCAAACAAAAGAGUUUGAUGAUUAUAUUGAUGGUUAUUUUGAGGAGCAAAAGAAGCGAAAAAAUAGUGAUUUGGACAACAGUGUGCCUUUCGAUGAAGCGACCUUACUAGCAAAUUUGGUUGAUUUUUAGCAAGCCGGAAGCGAAACAGUCUCAACGACACUUACAUGGGCUAUUCUUUAUCUGUUCAAGUAUCCUGAAUAUUAUGAGAAAAUACGAGCUGAUGUAAAGAUGUAAUUGGCUUUGAAAGAUUACCAGACUAUGCAGAUAGAAACCAGAUGCCAAUGACAAUGUCUUUCAUCUAUGAAGUCCAUCGAGCUGCUUCGAUUGUCGCAGUGAAUAUAUUUCGCGCUGCUACUUGUGACUUAAAAAUCGGAAAUUUCAGUGUACCUAAAGGUGCCGCUUUCAUAGUCAACUUUUGGACCAUUAAUCGUGACCCUUCUUUGUACAUAAAACCAGAUGAAUUUGAUCCCAGUCGAUUCUUAACCGAUAAUGGAACCAAAGCAGUUAAGCCCUCAUUCUUGAAUCCAUUCAGUAAAGGCAAAAGAGGUUGUCCUGGAGAGGGUUUUGCCAAUAUUGAAAUAUUUUUAUAUCUUGUUAGUAUUGUUCAAAGAUACAAGAUUGAAUGUGAACCUGGAUCAAAAUUAUCGUUUGAAGCUCAUUAUUCAACAACUAGAAAACCAAAAUCGAUUCCACCGUUAAUAUUCACAAAAAUAUCAGAAAAAAAAACUAAGUUUUAUAUUUGAUUAACUGUUCAAUGUACGAAAGACUGUUAAUGGAUGAGAAUGAGAAUCAUUUGAUUCUUAUUUAGCGCGAUCUAUCAUUAUCAAUGAUAAAAAGUAGAAAAUUUUGUAAUGGCAUGAAUAUUUUUAUUAAAUAAAUCGAU
Molecule: messenger RNA, 2080 nt
Organism: Tetranychus urticae (two-spotted spider mite)
Lineage: Eukaryota; Metazoa; Arthropoda; Arachnida; Trombidiformes; Tetranychidae
Product: cytochrome P450 2J4-like
Biological process (GO): xenobiotic metabolic process
Cellular component (GO): cytoplasm; intracellular membrane-bounded organelle
Molecular function (GO): steroid hydroxylase activity; heme binding; oxidoreductase activity, acting on paired donors, with incorporation or reduction of molecular oxygen, reduced flavin or flavoprotein as one donor, and incorporation of one atom of oxygen
Source: RefSeq, a predicted model, not a curated record